GCACUUGGAACUUUUGUCGCAUGAUACUUCAUAUCUCGGGACAAUAUGUUUCAACAGGAUUUUGACACCACUUUAGCGCGAAUAAGGAGAAAAUUUGCCGAUACUUUUGUUUCCAUGAUCUGUGCAUUUUUCGUGUACAUCUGGAGUGGCAUUAUGCAAAUGGUUAUUAAUAAUUGCUAUUAUUACAAUGGUCCUAUAUGCACAGUGGCACAAUUAUACGCUGCACUUAACAACGAAUCGUAAAAUUGUUUUCUUCUUUGGAUGUAAAUUUAAAUUUUUUUGUUACAGUUAUUUUAUGAAUUUUGACUCUUUGUUGUGAUUGUAUUCCGAGUACACAUAUUACUGCAAUAUCAUGGGAAAUACGGGAAUACAUAGAAAUCAUGGGAAUUUGUUAUCGUUUGGACAAAGUCGGCACCGUUUAUGUUGGAUAUAUUUUGAAUUUUUUUGUAUUGCCUUUUUAUUAAUGAUAAGUGCACCUCGGAUAUAUGCCCAAGAUACGGUUACCGAAAGCGACCUCCCGACGACCUUUGCCGAAUCUACUAUUGAAGCAUCAGAAUCAGAAAUAGUUUUGCAGCAGAGACAAGCAGCAAUUAACGCCAGCGAUAGCAAAAUACCUAUAGCAACCACGAAAGCGGGGUCAAUCGAGAUCGUUGUUAACAACACCGCUCCUCCCGGUGCGGCUGGCACAACCUCCCCUGCCAGUACCAGCGGCACUUCUGCAACGACAGUCUCCGGAGUUACCACGGGUUCCGCCGGUACUACCGUAUCCGGAGUCACCACCACCGUUGCGACCACCGCCUCCGGUGCAUCUGGAAUUACUACGGCGUCUGGCGUCACAACUACCGCCACCACUGUUUCCGGCGCAGCUGGAGUAACCACCGCAUCUAGCGCUACCACUGUUUCCGGUCCUACCACCAGCGGGACUGCUACCACUGCAUCGGGUGCGACCACCGUAUCCGGAGUGACCUCAAGUACGACAGCCGGUGGGUUGUCUGCAUCGGUUAGUACCACUGCUGCGGGUGCUGCAACCACCUCGGGGGCGGGGGCAACUACCGUUGCUUCCGUUGCAACGCCCACUGCCGGCGCUGGAGUUACCGCUAUUGCUGGAGGGGUCACCACAGUUUCUGGGGCCACUGUAUUGCCAAAUGGCAUUACUGCCUGGCGACCUAGCGCUGCUAGUUCAGCUUCCAGCGUUGCUACCAGCGGAGGUACAACUAUAGGCAGCGUGACCGGCGCUACCACCGCACCAGGAGCAGCCGUUACCAGUAGUAACGCCGUGACUGCCGGCACAACGUCGGGCAGUAGCGGAAUAAACUCAGUGACGACCGCACCUACAACCCGCCCGGGAAACGUUGGGAUUUCUGGAGGGUCACCAACGACUGCUCCCGGUGUACCGGCAUUUACCACCGUAGCCACAACUACAAGACCGACAGUUCCAGGUGGUAACCCUAAUCAGCUUCCCACAACGGCGUCACCUUUGAACACCAAUCUAUCGAGCCAGUCUCCACAAGGGACAACCCAGAGAUUCACUUUACCGCCAACAGGAAUCCAAUCGACGAAUCCGGUAGCGGCGGGACAGCAGAACAAUCAACCAUCAUCCGGCAUGCAGUUCCAGCCAACAAAUACCAUGCCCACCAAUCAACUUCCGACCGGAGCACAGACGACUAAUCCGCCGUCUGGAAAUCAGCCAGGUGUAACAGGAAGUCCAGGGAAUAACCAAAUUCCGGCUGGAUCAGCCAAUCAAGUUCCAGGGAAUCAGCCAAAUGUGCCCUUUAACAAUAAUCCCAUCACCACUAUGCCGACCAACCAAUUUCCUUCGGGAACGCAGCCCAAUAACCAACCGUUCUCUGGAAACCAGCCAGGUAACAGCGCUUCUACCGGAAGUCCAGGGAAUAAUCAGGUCCCGACGGGAACCAAUCAGAAUGCGGGAAACCAACCGAACGUGCCCUUUAAUAACAAUUCACCGAAUACGUUUCCGAACAAUCAGGUUCCAUCACAGAACAAUAACCAGGUUCCAUCCGGAAAUGUACCGGUCAACACGGUGCCGGCCAACCAGACGCCAGGAGGUACACAGCCUAAUAACAAUUUCCCAACCAAUCAGAAUCCAAACGGAAACCAACCCAACCAGUUUCCAUCCGGUCAGCCAUCUAAUAAUAAUCUUCCAGGCAACCAGUUUCCAUCCCAAGACACAGUUUAACAAUAAUUUUCC
Molecule: messenger RNA, 2209 nt
Organism: Paramacrobiotus metropolitanus
Lineage: Eukaryota; Metazoa; Tardigrada; Eutardigrada; Parachela; Macrobiotidae
Product: mucin-2-like
Exons: 2
Coding region: 353-2197 (614 amino acids)
Source: RefSeq, a predicted model, not a curated record